AUGCUUCGGAACUUCGCGUUUUAUGUUAUUUCUCUAAGCCUACUUAAUUCGGCUCACUUUUCAACAGAUUUCGUUGACUGUACAGAUCUUGAUAAAUUACAGUUAGUUUUUCUGGAAACUUAGCUUUUUUAUUGUUUUUUUUUUCAGGUUCUACUGUAAUCCUUCUGAUAUUGAUUCCAAAACCCAACAACCCACGACUUGUGCUCCGGAUAACUCGAUAACAGGUUUUUUUUGGAAACAGUUUUUCAUUUCCAAUAAAUUUCAGUUCGAUGUCGUCCUUCCUCACACAUAAGCUGUAAAGGGCUUGACAGUGAUGGUUUUUUUAAUAGAACGGUUUUUUGAGCUUUCAUUUUGCCGUAGCAACUAACAUUUUCAGAUUGAAAACGGGUGUCAUUACGAGACUCGGGUAAGUUAUUACGUCGCCGUUUUGCUGUCCAUAUUCUUUGGAAUUUUUGGCGUCGACCGUUUUUAUCUUGGAUAUUAUGCCAUAGGUUAUAUUUUCCGUGCGAAGAAGAUCUGAUAAUUUAUUUUUAGGUCUUAUGAAAAUGUUCUCACUCGGUGGUCUCUUUCUCUUCUGGCUCAUUGAUGUUGUGUUGAUAACUCUUCAAAUACUGGGUCCUGCCGACGGCUCAAACUAUUUCAUGCCAUUUUAUGGUCCGAAAGUUACACAAAUGAGGUUCUUUGCGUCAUUUAUUGCUAAAUUAUUUAUAUUUUUUAGAUUCGACGAGCAGACAAAUUAUUCCACAUACACUUGUAUUGAUUGCUUGUGA
Messenger RNA from Caenorhabditis auriculariae, 770 nucleotides. NCBI's taxonomy places the organism in Eukaryota, Metazoa, Nematoda, Chromadorea, Rhabditida, Rhabditidae. The record is from the annotation of a GenBank genome assembly.